AUACAAAACUUUAUCUUCUUCCUCCCUCAACGUUUUCAUCUUCAUCUGUUUGAGAAAAAAAAAAGAUAAAAUGUCAAAGAAAUCAAAACCUAGAAAUGUUGAUCGUCCGGAACUUCACAUUGUAAAAUAUUUCAGCUAUUCUGAUUAUUGUUUACGGAUGUUGACAUGUGAUCAUCCUGUCCCUCCGGAUCGGUACAAUGAGAGAGUGGAGGAGCAUUUACGAUCAACUGAGUUUUACCAUGUUGCCCAGAUUAGAGUAGUUCAAUGUCAGAAAGCACUGGUAAUGCUUUAGUGGAAAGGUGGCACUCGGAAACACAUACCUUUCACCUUUCGGUUGGUGAAUGUGCCGUGACACUGGAAGACGUGGCUAUGAUCUUUGGUCUUCCGACCGACAGCCUUCUAGUGACAGGGAUGACUUUGAGAAGUUUUGAAGCCUUAGAGGCGGAGUGUCUGCACCAAUUUGGGGUUGCAUCGAGAAAGUCGAAUUGUCGAGGAAGCGGCAUAAAACUAACGUGACUACGGGAUUUAAAAGAACGGUUGCAGUUGACUGAUGAGAACAGUAUACAGGUGUAGGUUAAGUGCCACAUCAUGUUGUUGAUCGGUACGAUCUUGUUUGGAGACAAGUCUGGGGCAUCUGUCCACUGGAAGUUUCUGCCUCUGCUGAGUGAUUUUGCUAGUAUUGGACAGUAUAGUUGGGGAUCAGCAUGCCUAGCACACCUGUACAGGAGUUUAUGCAGGGCAUCACGUUUUGACUGUAAGGAAAUCGAUGGUCCGCUAACACUUCUAUUGUGUUGGGCAUGGAUGCGCCUACCAUAUCUAGCGCCGGUUCCUAGAGAACCUCGCAGUUUUCCACUUGCAAAUAGGUUACAUCAUCUUACAUUUACCUGGUAUCUUCAUGUUUAGAAUCCAAUUGUGUUAAUGAGAUGCGUUAUAUUAGGUGGCGUAAUUGGGAGCGUGGAGACCGAGUCUGUAGAUAUCUUAAGCUUGCUCAUUUUAGGAAGGCCUUAGAUGAUCUUCAGGAAGGCCAGUUUUUGUGGGUUGCAUAUUCUGUUGAUCGUGUUGAUCCGGACAUAAUUCCUGUAGACAUCUACCUGCACUCGGUGAUUUGGAGUGCAACGGUUCUGUUGGUAUCUUUUGAGUGUAUUGAAUGGCAUGCUACCGACAGGUUUAGACGACAAUUCGGUUUCGUUCAGGGAGUUCCUCAUCUGGAACGGAAUCUAGACCGGACACACGGAGAAGUCUUAAUUGGUCCUAAGAAUCUGAACUGGGCCACAGCCACGAAUCAUUCAUUUUGGGUGAUGCAGUGGACAAACAGGUAUAAUCACGUUCUUACUGAGGAACCCAUGGCUCCACAGCAGCCAUUAGAUACUUAUAUGUACUGGUACCGUUCAAAGUAUGGCUAUCACUUGAACUUGUCGGAUCUUGUGGUCCAAGAGGAUGUUGAGGGUGACCAGGUUAUGGAUGAUGAAAAUGAAGAGCAGGAGCCACAGUCACCGCCGCCUCCACCGCAAUCUCCACCUCCACCGCCAUCUCCACCUCCACCUCCACCGCCAGAAGAACAACGUCAUUCCACAAGCCAAUAUGUACCUCAGACACAGUUUACUACGUCGUUCCCGAUACAUCAGCAACAUUGGGUUAUGUCACAGUUUGACUCAGGGGACGGAGGUUCUUUUAGCUAGUUGCUUGGGUUCAUGGCCUCAGAUGCCGGCCAAGCACAACAUGGCCAUCAGGCCGACUUCAUGGUGGGUAGGCAUUCGUUUGACGCGAGGUAUCCAUUUCUCACCUACUCAAGUGCUUCUAGAGGGUUUGUAUCUGGUGAUUCUAGUAGGAGUGACGGUGGUCGAGGAGUUCUGAAUAGUCAAAACUCAAACCGUGUUUCGAUGACUUUGAUUGAAGAAAAUGCUAAGACAUUUGAGCAUGAGACUGAUGAGUACUUAGUGGAUGAGCCAGAUGACGAGGAAGACGAGGGGGAUGAGGACGAGGACACGGAGGAGGAAAAAGAUGAGGACAUGGACCAGGAUGAAGAAUCUCGUAAUGAUGCAGGUUCAAUAUUGCUUUACUUCUUCAGUCAAUUGAUGUUAUCAUAGUAUUGUAUGGUCUGUUGGGUAGGAAUGAUUAAAUUAUAUGCUUGUUUUGUCAAUUGAUGAUAUUAUAUUCAUGUACUGGUAUGUUGGUUAAGGUUGAUUAUACUAUAUACUUGCUUGGUCUGAUUGCAUUAUAUACAGGUGACAAAAGUACUCCAGAUAAGACAGGCAAAUGCUACAAUCUCAGGAUUGAUCCACCGCGUCAUAGCGCGAGUCGAUACACGCUGUCUGUGUUCAAAAAAGCCGCGAAGAAAUGCAAGAACCUUGUGAACUUUGGAAAGUGGACAGCGAGGAAGUAGUUGUGGUGUAGUUAGUUUUCUCUGUGUAUCAGUUAUCUUUCAUCAAGUAUACUUUAACUAUUUAUGUAUGACUAAA
This is a messenger RNA of Arachis ipaensis, 2459 nucleotides long. The record is from RefSeq and is a predicted model, not a curated record. Lineage: Eukaryota; Viridiplantae; Streptophyta; Magnoliopsida; Fabales; Fabaceae.